AGGUCUAUUCAAUAGCCAAACCAUAAACAAAACUAUACUACUAUAUAUUAUUGGAGUUGACUGCCACACAGGAGAGGUUGGUGUGAAGAGACGGCAAAAGUAAAUAGGGAAAUUUUAGAUUCCUGACCCUUUCUCUGCAAAAACCGCGCUUGAUUAUUUGAUGAUGCUGAUGACAAUGAAAGAAAACUAGCUAUACAAAGCCUAGUAGUUGCUGCCACAUCCACCUAUUAUACUCAAUUCAUGUUGACAAAUAAUGAACCUUACAACCUAAGCUCGCCUGCUUGCCUGCCUGGCAUCUCUUACCGUCUUACAUAUAAAUACUGCCACAAUUAACCAUCAAAAUCAAGCAACAGCAACAGCCUGAAACACUUUGUGCAGCUGAGAGAAAACGACAAGAAUAUACAUCAAGAAAUGGCUGCAUUUCGUUCUCCUUCAAGUGCGUCCACUGGGCUGGUUUUAUUGUUCCUGAUCAGUUUCUGCGUGGCUGCCUUUGCUGGCAACUUCUACCAAAAUUGUGACACCGUUUGGGGAAAAGACCGUGCUCAGAUUUACGACGGUGGCAACCUGCUCACUCUGUCGCUGGAUAAAAUCUCUGGCUCUGGAUUCCAGUCCAAGAAUGAAUAUCUAUUUGGAAAGAUUGAUAUGCAGCUGAAGCUUGUACCUGGAAAUUCUGCGGGCACAGUAACUACUUAUUAUUUAUCUUCAAAAGGUGAAACUUGGGAUGAGAUAGAUUUUGAAUUCCUGGGGAAUUUAAGUGGACACCCUUACAUUGUACAUACAAAUGUAUUCUGCCAAGGCAAGGGCAACAGAGAGCAGCAAUUCUACCUAUGGUUUGACCCCACUGCAGAUUUUCACACCUACUCCAUCCUUUGGAACCCCCAGCGGAUUGUAUUCUAUGUUGAUGGCAUCCCCAUUAGAGAGUUCAAGAACCUGGAGUUUCUUGGGGUUCCAUUCCCGAAUAAACAGAAAAUGAGAUUAUAUUCUUCUCUCUGGAAUGCUGAUAACUGGGCAACUAGAGGUGGACUUGUCAAGACAGAUUGGAGUAAGGCCCCCUUCAAAGCUUCCUAUAGAAACUUCAAUACCGAUGCUUGCGUCUGGUCAUAUGGAUCAUCUUAUUGCAGCCCAAACAAAAACGCAUGGUAUUGGGAAGAGCUUGAUUUUGCAAAGAAAGGGCAGAUGAAAUGGGUGCAGGACAAUUACAUGGUGUAUAAUUACUGCACAGACAAAAAGCGAUUCCCCUACGGCUUUCCGACAGAAUGUGCCUUUGCCAACAUACUCUAAGACUAUUGUCUAACACCUCCCCACCAAUAUGGUUUCUAGUAUUCCUUUUUUCCUACCCAAUUACACUUAAAACAUGAGGAUUGUUUUUCCAAAAGUUGGCUUCUUGACCUUUUUUUAAAACCUUUCUCUAUAUGGUUUACAAUUUUGAAAUAAGGGUUUGUAACAUGUAUUUUGUACUCCAAUCAUAAGUCGUUUAGCAGCCAUUUUCCUGUUUCGGAUUUUGAUUUUAAUGCAUGUAAUAAUGAUGGCGGAAUUGAUCAAGUCAACAAAGUAAAUUUAUUUGAACUCAAUUCAAGACGAUAGUUCUUUUCUU
Durio zibethinus is the source of this 1594-nucleotide messenger RNA. Its product is annotated as putative xyloglucan endotransglucosylase/hydrolase protein 23. Gene Ontology annotation, biological process: xyloglucan metabolic process; cell wall biogenesis. NCBI's taxonomy places the organism in Eukaryota, Viridiplantae, Streptophyta, Magnoliopsida, Malvales, Malvaceae. Gene Ontology annotation, molecular function: hydrolase activity, hydrolyzing O-glycosyl compounds; xyloglucan:xyloglucosyl transferase activity. Gene Ontology annotation, cellular component: apoplast; cell wall. The record is from RefSeq and is a predicted model, not a curated record.